Molecule: messenger RNA, 699 nt
Organism: Entrophospora candida
Lineage: Eukaryota; Fungi; Glomeromycota; Glomeromycetes; Entrophosporales; Entrophosporaceae
Source: the annotation of a GenBank genome assembly
GAGUUCGUCAAAAAAACUUUAUCCAAGUUAAACCCGGAUGUGUUAGUCCGCACAAAAUGUAGAUCUAAAAAAGGCUCGUUAUUAGAAAUAGCAUGGGUCAUGGAAUUUUACAGAGCCGCACAAAAUUAUCUACCAUCUGGAUCGAUCUUAUCUCCAGAGGUGGGAAAAUUAUAUUCCAAUGAUGGAGUAGUAGACCUUUACGUAUCAGAAAAAAAAUGGGCCAUUGAAUUUUUAGUAAACGGUAAUCAAAUGAAAAAGCAUUACGAAAGAUUCAAAAAUGGUGGACAAUAUUCGGAAAUCCCGAUUGAUUACUUCGUAAUAUUGGAUAUUAGGAAAAAUGGAAAAGUUACAAAGAAGUAUCCUUUUACUUGGCACGUUACUCCGGACAUCGCCUUCACGAACCUGACUAUAUUAGAUGGUGAUACUAGUUUCGAGAUAAAAAUUUGUGAUGAUGAUGUUAAAAUCAGUGCUAAUACUAAUACGAGUGUCUCUUCAAAAAAAAGAGAAGAUUUGAAAUUAAAAAAGUUGAUAGAAUUUUUGGAAUCACGAGAAAAAACUCUUAAAAACCAGCAUCGUUUCGAUUCGGCGGCUGACAUUCGGAAAAAAUUGGAUAAUGCAUCAGGGCUUCUGAUAAAAAUCAUGACUGAUAAUAUUGGGAAAAUAUUUGAUAUAAGCGGUGAAGAGUUUUUAAAAAAAUUG